AUGGUUUUACUGCAAGCACAAGGGCAGCAAUCCUGUGUGGGCAUACAAAUGACGGAUAUCACCCGGCGACAGGGGCAACCGAUGAAUCAGGUCGAGGGACAAUAUUUCGCCAGUGUGGUUGCUGAAAAUUUACCUGGAAUGGUUGCUUACUGGAAUUCUGAUUUGCUUUGCACCUAUGCCAACCAUCACUACCUGAGCUGGUUUGGUCGCACGCCUGAACAAAUGCAAGGUAUACACAUGCAGGAUUUACUCGGGCAGGAACUGUUUUCCAGAAAUAUUGCCUAUAUCAAGGCUGUUUUGAAAGGGGUAGAUCAGCGAUUCGAACGUACUCUGGUCAAGGCAAAUGGGGAUGUAGCUCAUACCUGGGCGCAAUAUAUUGCCCAUACCAUCGAUGGCGUCGUUCAAGCGGGCGCAACAGGCAUUGAUGGAAAGUGA
Messenger RNA from Stylonychia lemnae, 435 nucleotides. The record is from the annotation of a GenBank genome assembly. NCBI's taxonomy places the organism in Eukaryota, Ciliophora, Spirotrichea, Sporadotrichida, Oxytrichidae.